Neodiprion virginianus is the source of this 4448-nucleotide messenger RNA. It is a transcript of the gene Acsl, whose product is annotated as fatty acid CoA ligase Acsl3. The record is from RefSeq and is a predicted model, not a curated record. The coding region runs from base 745 to 2868 and encodes 707 amino acids. Lineage: Eukaryota; Metazoa; Arthropoda; Insecta; Hymenoptera; Diprionidae. The transcript has 8 exons. Gene Ontology annotation, molecular function: palmitoyl-CoA ligase activity. Gene Ontology annotation, biological process: long-chain fatty-acyl-CoA metabolic process; neuron differentiation; long-chain fatty acid metabolic process. Gene Ontology annotation, cellular component: lipid droplet; plasma membrane; endoplasmic reticulum.
UGGGAUGGCAGCGUUCACUACGCGGCUGACCGGUCUGGCAUUCGGGUCUCGGAUCGAGCUGCGUUAUCGCGGUUUUCCCCACCUUACUAGCGUCAUCGCGUGCGAUAAUUGAGAAGAGAAGGAAUGACGGGCUAAUCGGAGUAUAAUCGAGGAAUAAUCGCCGCGGCGGGAUGCGCCGUACGAGGUUAGCCUCAAUUUUCUAGCCAUCGAACGAAAACCACGACGUCUUCCUUCCUCCGUACGCGCGAUACGUGCAUACAUCCAUCCAUCCAUCGCACGCGCGACAUAUGCGACUAGUCCGUAUACUCUCUGUGUGCAGUGGUGGUAUAAUCAGUGAAUUGAAGCUGACACGAACACGUGGGGUGAAACAUAAACGACGCAUUACGCGAGUGAUCAUUGCGGACCAGCACCGUGGACAACUUUGCUGGCCGAAAGGUUGAACCCCCCCCCCCUACUUGCUGUCAACGCUAAUCUCACAGCCGCAGGUGCGCGUUUGCUGUUCAAAGUUCAAGGUUCGUCAGUGUAAAUACGCUGCUCUCCUGUAUUCCGUUAUAUUUGUUACAUCCGGUAUCCUCCCCCCCCCCCCCCCACUUUAACCCUCGUCAAUCGUCACUCGACUCGCGCUCCACAGCCUAAACGGUCGGUAUUGCAACUGUACCGCGUUUUGAAUUGUACCGCUCGACGAGUUGAUCGCUGUGAUCUGAUCUCCGAUUGGCAUCGACCUACGAGGAGCAAAAGAGAGAAAUGGAGGGUUUCUGGAUAGCAGGCGCUAUACGCGCCAUCCAGGCGAUUUCUUACGUCUGCGAUCUGCUCACCUUUCCGGUCUACCUGGUCCUCCAGCGGCCCUGGGAAAAGCGGAAGAAGUCCAGGCGAGUCAAGGCCAAGCUGGUAUCGAAGGACGAGAACUCUGUGACCUACAGGUCAGUCGACAGUCCCGGGGAGAUGCACGUCGCAAUGAAAAAACGGAAGGUCGAAACCCUCGAUGAAAUGCUUCUUUGGGUCGCCCAAGUUCACAACUCGAAACGAUGCCUCGGUACGAGACAGAUCCUCGCCGAGGAGGACGAGCUGCAGCCGAACGGUAGAGUCUUCAAAAAGUACAAAAUGGGCGACUACAAGUGGAAGACCUUCUCGGAGGUCGAGAGACUCGCCGCGUCUUUCGGCCGAGGAUUGAGGAACCUGGGAAUGAGGUCGGGACGAAAUGUGGUGAUAUUCGCUGAGACCAGAGCCGAGUGGAUGAUCGCGGCUCAUGGAUGCUUCAAGCAGAAUUUCCCCAUCGUUACGAUAUACGCGACACUUGGCGACGAGGCGAUCGCUCACGGGAUAAACGAGACCGAGGUCGACACCGUAAUAACCAGUCACGAUCUCCUUCCCAAGUUCAAAAGGCUACUUGAACUAGCGCCUAAGAUAAAGACCGUAAUUUUCAUGGAGGAUCAGCUCAAGCCCACAAACACAUCGGGGUACAAGGAUGGCGUUACUCUGGUGCCGUUUUCAGACGUCAUCAAGACCGGUAACACCCUGAAAAUCGAACCGUCACCGCCCAAGGCAGAUGACACAGCGAUAAUAAUGUACACCUCGGGCUCGACGGGAAUUCCAAAGGGUGUUCUUCUCUCCCACAAAAACAUCAUCGCGACUCUCAAGGCCUACUGUGACGUCGUUGAAAUUCGAUCGGACGACGUAUUCCUCGGUUAUCUUCCACUCGCCCACGUCUUUGAACUAUUAGCUGAGAGCGUUUGCCUCCUGAGCGGUGUUCCGAUUGGCUACAGCACUCCGCUUACGAUGAUCGACUCGAGCAGCAAAAUUCAACGGGGAUCCAAGGGUGACGCAUCCGUUUUGCACCCUACCUGUCUCACCGCUGUACCGCUGAUCCUUGACCGCAUAUCGAAGGGAAUAAACGAGAAUGUGAAACGAGGCGGUCCCUUCAAACAGGCGAUAUUCAACUUCGCUUACGAGUACAAACUCAAGUGGCUUAAACGAGGCUACGAAACACCCCUCUGCGACAAGUACGUAUUCGGCGCGGCUAAACAGGUCCUUGGAGGACGAGCGAGGCUCAUUUUAUCCGGUGGAGCGCCGCUCAGUCCGGACACUCAUUGCCAGAUAAAACUUUGUCUCUGCGUCACCGUCACCCAGGGAUAUGGACUGACGGAAACGACGUCUUGCGCGACGGUGAUGGACACGUACGACCGAAGCACCGGCAGAGCCGGGGCGCCGACUACUGCCUGCGACAUAAAGCUCGUAAGUUGGGAAGAGGCCGGUUACAGAGUGACCGACAAGCCGUAUCCGAGGGGCGAGGUUAUCAUCGGUGGCGACAACGUUUCCGCCGGGUACUACAAGCUCAAGGACAAGACGUCGGAGGACUUCUAUCAGGAAUGUGGCAAACAGUGGUUCAAGACCGGGGACAUUGCCGAGGUGCAUCCUGACGGGUGUAUCAAAAUCAUCGACCGGAAGAAGGAUCUGGUGAAACUGCAGCUGGGCGAAUACGUGUCUCUGGGAAAGGUCGAAGCUGAGCUUAAGACCUGUCCGGCGGUUGAGAACAUCUGCAUUUACGGUGAUGCCAGUAAGCAUUACACGGUCGCCCUGGUCGUGCCGAAUCCUCGACACCUCGAGGAGCUGGCCGAGAAUCUUGGACUGAGGCCUUCCUCGCUCGAGGAGCUGUGCAAUAAUCCGGAAAUCGAGAAAGCCGUGCUUCAGGAGCUCGUCGAGCAGUCGAAGAAAUGUAAACUGGAGAAGUUCGAAAUUCCUGGGGCUGUGAAACUCUGCGCCGAACAAUGGUCACCGGAUAUGGGACUUGUCACGGCAGCUUUUAAACUCAAGAGAAAAGCCGUCCAGGAACGCUACCAGCACGAGAUAAACCGGAUGUACGCCUCGUGAUGCUGGCCCCGGCGAUAAACUAUACGAUAAAUGCCAAAUGUAACAACAUAUAACGUGUUUGUAACUGAUGUAGGUAUUUGUGUGUGUGUGAUAUACCGUGAAGGGGGAUGACGGAGAAUGACGGAAAAACACUCGGGAACGAAAAGCUUGGGUGAAAAUCUUAGCUGCCUAUGAGUUCGACACGUGCUCUCUCUUUCUCUCUCGUUCUUUCUCUUUUUGCCAGUGAAUGCGCAUCCUUGUCCCGUUUUUGUAUAGAUAAAUAUUUAUACAGAUUAUCUUGAACGAAGAUGAGGAUCAAUGAAAAUUAGCCAGUCUUAGGUGCGUGAGCGUUGUGCCGAGUCUUUUUAGGAAAAAGAGAGAGAUUGAAAGCGUUGUGUCGGCAACUACCGAGGAUUAUAUUGGGAUUCUCGUUUUUGUACAGAGAUGAGGGUUUUUUCUCUGCAGUACGUCGUUUCUCGUAAAUAGGAUAUCCUACGGUUUAUGGGAUAUGUUUGCAUUUCCUGUUGAUGGAAAUUCAAUAUAUUAAGUGUGUGUAAAAUAGUAAUUGCGCGAAUAUUGGAGGAGGGGUGCAAAGAAAUUUUUUGAAAAGUCAACAAAUUAGAAAAAAAUACCGAGGGAGAAAAGAUGAAAAGAAUUAGAAUUUCAACGUCGAGGUGAAUAAAUAAAUGAAUAAAUAAAUAAAUAAAUUAAUUAAUAAACAAACAAUGGUGCAAAGCGAUUUUCAACGUUUUGUUUGUUUUUUUUCAAUCUUUGUCUGUUCAUGCUUUUGUUCGUUCGCAAAGAUUGAAAUCGCUGUAAAUAAAUUAUAUAAAUAAAAUAUACUAUAUAUAUAUAUAUAUAUAUAUAUAUAUAUAUACAUACAUAUAUACAUAUAUACAUAUUUAAAAAUAAUUACGAAUCAUUACUCGGAGAUUAUUGAGGUGUAAAAUAUAUUAUAUUAUUAUAAUCGUAACGGGUCAAAUUUACAACAAAAAAAAAAAAAAAAAACACAUUCGCGUUAACAACUUUAUUUAAAUCAAACGUAAAGCAUCACUCACUCCGUUUUCGUUAACGGAAUCUAACAAUAUUCAUUUUAUUACUUCGCGGAUUUAUUCCGAAAUAAUGUUAGUACUUUUUUUUAUUAAAUGUAUGAAUAUGUUGUUCAUUGUCGGAAGAAUUAUUUGCACACGCGAAACCAAAUUUUCAAAAAUGUGUCCAAAUAUUUCGGUUCGGUCCACUCGAUGAUCGGCGUUGCUUAAAAAUCUCUUGUGUGGAUACAAUCGUUUCAUAAAUCUAAUGUAAAAUCGUUUCAUUUCAUCUAGGCGCUAGAGUUUUAAAUUUCUUUUAUACACGCAUUUCUUGUCUUCCACCAUUUUUUUCUCUUCUUCGUAAUCAUUCAAUGUUUCAUACCUUAUCGCAAUUCAUCGAAUAGUUCGACCACCGAGAAAAUUUAUCCAUACAGGAGAUGAAGCGUGAAAUAUAUUACCGUGUGCGAAACGAAGCGUAUAGUCGAUAUUAUAUUAUGUAUUGUACAAAACUAGCCGAUAUGUAGUUAAAAAUUGAGGUGUAUAGUUUGAAAAUAGAGUGCAAUUCGAGUUUAA